UGUUUUUUGAUCAUUGUUUCCCCCCAACUUCUCCCUCCUCGAGGGAAAAAAGGACCCAAAGAGGAGGGAGAUGGGGAGACCAAGAGCAGCCAAAUUAAAGAGGGAGGGAAGAGGAGCGCACAACCAUGUUUAAGGAAUAUGAAGAAAACACAGAGUUUAACAAUUUCCAAAUAACAAGUGGUGCAUAGGAAAGGUCACGUGCUAAACGUCUGUGGACUGUCACAGUAGAGGAUUCAGAUUUUGAGGGUAUGGAUGGUGCGGUGGAGCUGCAGUAAGGGGCUCGGUGUCUUGCAUCCAGGAAGUGUUGUGACUGAAGAUGCGGGUCAGUGCGUGGCUUCUCUGGGUGUCCUGGUUCUACACCUGGGCAGAGUACUCACAGAGGUGUGAGUGCCAAGACAUCUCUCUCACCGAGUGGGGAUUCGACAAGGGGUCAAAGAGCCGGGUCAGGGAGCAUGUUCGUCACGGUGGUGGACACCAGCACACGCCUCACAGGAACAGGCUGCACCGCAGAAAAGGUUCCAGAGUUCGUGCACAGAACUCGCCGCCCCGCAUUGUCCACCACCCGUCCGACGUGGUGGUGAAAGUCGGGAAUCCCGCCACGCUCUCCUGCCGGGCCGAGGGAAGCCCGAAGCUGACCAUCGAGUGGCUACGAAAUGGCCAGCCACUGAACACCACAAAGGGAGACGGACAGUUACAGCCGCUGGUCUUGUCAGAGGGGAGCCUCUUCUUCCUGAGCGUAGGAGGGGGCAAGCGGGGUCAGUCGCACGAGGGUGUCUACGCCUGCGUGGCCAGGAACGGUGUGGGCAAGGCCAUCAGCCGUAAUGCAUCGCUGUAUAUUGCAGCGUUGCAGGAGGAGUUCACUGUGCAGCCCAGUGAUGUGGAGGUGGCAGAGGGGGAAGUGGCCGUCUUAAACUGUGGCCCCCCGACGGGACAUCCUGAGCCUAACGUCAUCUGGAAGAAGGACGGCUUGCCCAUCAACAGCACCGAUCGCCACUACACCGAGCUAAGUGGGAAGCUUAUCAUUGCUCCUGCAGAGAAGAACCACUCCGGUGCCUAUGUAUGCGUGGCCAGCAACACUGUGGGAGUGAGAGAGAGCAGGGCGGCUCGGCUCUCUGUGCUGGCCAAACCUGUGCUGGUGCUGAAGCCAGAAAAUGUGUCCGUGAGAACGGGGGAGUCUGCCCAGUUCUACUGCCAAGCUAAAGGUGACCCUCCUCCUGCUGUGGUCUGGAGCAGGGAGCAGGGGCCUCUGCCCAACGGCAGGUAUCUUGUAAAUCCAGACCAGACUCUUCAGAUCCAUUAUGUGACAGCCCAGGAUGCCGGGAAAUACACCUGCACGGCUGUCAAUGAUGUAGGUGUGGUCGCCGCCAGCGCACAGCUGCUAGUUGAAGAGGCUGCCAGCACGACACAGAAAGACCUCCACAAAGAACUGUCGGCCCUGCGAGUUGCUCUGGAGAACGUCACCAUCGUGGCCCCUGGGUCUAACAUCUCCCAGGUACAGUGGAAGCUUCAGUCCCUCCCGGCCCAGCCUCAUUACCUCGAUGGCUUCGAGGUUCUGUACCGCUCUCUGCUGCCCGCCACCUCUGACUGGGCAGCAAAGAAAGUGACAAUGCCAAGCUUCCAGACUCAGGUGGGCCCCUUAAAGAGAGGCUACAAGUACGAGUUCAAAGUUCGUCCCUAUGGCAGCAACUUGUACGGGAGGGAGAGCAACACCCGGCACCUCAGAGUCCCUGAGACAGUGCCCGGUGCCCCUCCACUGACUGUGUCCAUAACGGUGAGCCAUGAGCAGAAUAACACCAUCCAUCUGAGCUGGGAGCCUCCUCCUCACGACACCCACAAUGGUAUCAUCCAGGGUUACCAGGUGUGGUGUGUGGAGUCCGAGCAGCAGCAGUACCAAAACUGGACAGUGGAUAGUGGCCGACACAACCUGGAUAUCUCUGCUCUCAAACCAGGGAAUCGGUAUUGGAUCACCAUAGCAGCUAUCAACGGAGCUGGAGUAGGAAUGCUGAGUGAUCCCCAUGGAUUUGUCAUCAACCCACAGAUAGGCAGCCUCCCUGAGUCCGACGACCAAAGACGGGAUCUAUCUCAGGUCCUGGCCCUGCUUCAGGACCCGGUGUUUAUCGGCAGCGUUGGCGCCCUCCUGUGGUGCAGUUUCAUGGUGGCAGCAGUCUGCCUUUGCAGACGCCACAGCAGGACAGGCCACCUGCUGCCAGGACAUGGCAGGAGUAAAGGUUUGCACAGACUAGCCAACGAAGAUCUCAUCAUCAAACACAGGAUGGUAGCUCCAGACUCCCCUUGGAUAUCUGGAGGCUGGAGACCUGCCUUCAGCCAGAAGUAUCAGGAUUUAUGGGCUCAAGGUCAGAAACAUCCAGGAAUCAGGAGCAGCAGCCUCCCGGUCUCAUCCAAGAAGGACCCCAGCUGCUCGGACUCAGCUGUGCCCAUUGUGACCGACAGCUGCAGUGUCUAUGGGACUUUUUACGUGGACCUGAUGGGCAACGGCCUCAAGACCUUCAACAGUCCCGGGCGUUGCUCCAAAAUGCCUCACGGCCUGCCCUAUCAACAAGGAACCGAGACCAUCCAGAUAUUCAGCCAGCCCGUGGCAAAGACCUCGGGCCUCGGUAGCCUUGAGGCGCUACCGUGGAAACAGGCCAUACGCCCCCAACCUAAGAUGGGAGUGCUGAGGGAGUCAUGGGAAAAGAGCCACAGCAAGCAGGAGCUGCAUGCAGUAAACAGCGUCCCCAUAGUUCCAACCAGGAAGCAGGCUUAUCCAUCCGGUGUCUACAAACAGAGACUCAGUCACGUACCGUCAGGCCGGCACGAGUGUAAUCAAGUUGCCAGCAGUCCUCGUCUGCUGCAUUACUCUGCAUCAUUACACCUCGUGGACAUGUUGCCUCCACCACCACCUCUACCCAUGGAGGACAGCGCAGACGCACACAGCUACACCUCAGACGAAGGCUCCAGUCGUUCUACAAAGCUCACAGUGGACAUGGGCUCUCUGCAGUCAGUGUGUGCUGGAUCAGGUCACAACAAGAACAACAACAACAACAACUGCCCCCCCUACAGCCACCUGUCAGCUACAUCAUACUGCAUGCCAGUGGAUGAUGAACAGGGUGGCACGCUGACAGCAGAGGAAGCCAUCCAGUAUCUGGAGCUCAGUCCUAAACCUGAGAGAUGCAGUGUCCUGCCUGAGCAGCGUCCCUCCCUGCCCCACCACUUCCCCCCCACUAUGGGCUACAUCUGCGGGCCAGUCCGCUCCACCCAGCUGGAGGAUGACCCCGCCGCCGACGAGCACGAGGCCCCACCGAUCGGCCUGCGACGCGCCCGCCUCCAGAGCACGCCCUCCUCCUGCUACAGCGAAUGGGACAGCUCGCUGUGGAACACCUGGAGCUCGGUCACGGACGGCAACCUGGCCAGCGCGCGCACGAGCCUCAUCAGCUCGGUGGACAGCUGCUACACCAACGACAGCACCAACUUCGCCCGACUGUUGGCCGCGGCAGCUGAAACCAUGAGCGGAGCCUCCCUGUCAGACUUCUCUCCGCCAGCCUCCCCCCUCAGCGGCUUGUAUCCAUCAUUUCAUGCAGAGGGCGACUCGUUCUUCGGGGAGCUGGAGCACGCUCCUGCGUGGGACUGGAACAUGGCCUGGGUGGAAGAAAUGGAAGCUAAGUACAGAGCGCACUAUUCUGGCAGGACUGCCAGACCCUUUGACACUUAGGGACUCUGCCAGAAGAGGAAAAGAUACAACAUAACUUAAAAAAAAAGCACCUCACAGAACUGCAAGACGAGGAGCGGACAGACGUGAUACUGCAUCAGUUACUGAGAGUGCUAGAAACUAUUUGGAGGUCUGAAUAAUCCAGGGUCCAGAUUUUUCUGUCAAGGACAGAUAAAUAUCUGUAUUUGAAAUAUAAUUGGAGCCUCACUCCCUGAUGUUUCGCUCACCUCUGCUACUAGAUGCACAUUUUGUUUGUCUUUUAAUAGUUCCCAGUUUACCUCAGGGCCGUCCAGCCACUAUUCGGCAUCCUUCGGAUGACUUCCACUGAGUUUUAAAGUCUCGUUUCCUUCCCCGCGUAUCCUUUCCUCUCAUUAAGGAACAGGAUAAUUAGAUACUUCCCUCUGGAUGUUCUCACCCAGCGUGUUUGGAAAAGGCCAAAAAGUCACAAAGGCAGGAUGUGAGAAAGUGAGAAAGCGAGUCAUUACAGUGUGCUCGAGUUUCCCCCUCACAGCACACAUUUGUUUCCUAUUUUCAUGUUUGCUGCAGGAUUUGUAGGUCCUAAACAGAGCAUAGUGAUUUUGUACAAACCGUUUUAGUGUAUAUAUACAUAUAUAUGCAGCAUAUUCAACAAAUGUUAUUUAAAUAAUUGUGAACACGUUCCAAAUCAUUUUCUGUCUUCCUGUUUAUUCUGGUGAUUUCUUCGACAUUCUGGGAAUUCUUUUAUAUUUUAAAGAUUGUUUUUAUCUUCAUACACCCUGUCCACUUUUUAACGUUACUCAAAGUUUGCAUUAGACGAAACAUGUUGUAGCUCAGAGUAGAAGAAAUGUAGGAAAAGUUGUUUUUGUUCAAAUUUAACUGAAUUAAGUUAGUAAGCAUUCACCGGGAGGUUUUGUAAAAUGAAAAGCGCUCUAUGCGUAGCUUAGUCUUUGCAAUUUCUAUAUAUAAAUUCACUAAUGUUUUUGAUUUUGUAAGCGUUUUUUUUUUUGUUGUUGUUCACAUUACAUGAUUUGUUUCAUAGUUUUGAAUAAAUCUUUGUAUUGACUGAAAUCAAGUUUUACAUUUUGCCAGGACUUUAUAUUUGGAGUGUGUCCAAGCUGAGCUGUGAAAUAAAAAGUUCCUGCCAUGUUA
Molecule: messenger RNA, 4834 nt
Organism: Larimichthys crocea (large yellow croaker)
Lineage: Eukaryota; Metazoa; Chordata; Actinopteri; Sciaenidae
Gene: robo4
Product: roundabout, axon guidance receptor, homolog 4 (Drosophila)
Exons: 18
Coding region: 317-3709 (1130 amino acids)
Biological process (GO): cell-cell adhesion
Molecular function (GO): protein binding
Source: RefSeq, a predicted model, not a curated record